Argiope bruennichi is the source of this 1208-nucleotide messenger RNA. Its product is annotated as techylectin-5A-like. NCBI's taxonomy places the organism in Eukaryota, Metazoa, Arthropoda, Arachnida, Araneae, Araneidae. The coding region runs from base 194 to 1078 and encodes 294 amino acids. The record is from RefSeq and is a predicted model, not a curated record. The transcript is spliced from 6 exons.
UAAACUGUCUGGAAAGGAAGUUGUAAUAGAUCGCUUUGGCUUGUUAGAUUGUUCUUGCGAAAUUUUUUCACGUCUGUGGUUAAGUAGACAUCUUAGAAAUUUCAGCAGUAGAGCAGGAAAACGUCACUGAAACAUUUUCACUCAUCAAAUCAAUUUGUAUUCUUUAUAUAAGAAACAUCUACUCUUCUGUAAAAUGUUUUAUCAUCUUAUUUCCGUGUUCUUUGCAAUCUUGCAAGUAUUUGGAAACAUAUAUGCGUGUAACCACAGCGAUGUCUCUUUCACCUUACUGGACGUUGCAACGGAAAUGAUUGCUAAAGCAAAGCUUAAUAUUCCAGUCUGCUCAACUUCGUCUCCAAGAACGAUAACUAAGCCAAUAGACUGUGAAGAAGUUUUGCGCAAUGGGCAUUCCGAAACUGGUAUCUACACCGUAUGGCCUCGGAGUAGGGUGUCCGAUGAGAAAUCUUUGCAGGUGUAUUGCGACAUGGACACCAACGGAGGGGGGUGGACUGUAAUUCAACGAAGAGGAGAUUUCGGUAGAGCCCGAGAUUAUUUCUUCAAAGACUGGGAAAGUUACAAGAAAGGCUUCGGUGAUAUUGAAAAAGAUUUUUGGUUUGGGAACGAUAACAUAUUUGCCUUGACCAGUCAACGUUUGUACUCAAUUCGAUUUGAUUUGAAGGCAGUCGAUGGAGAAACAAGCUAUGCUCUGUACGAUACUUUCUGGAUCGACGAUGAAGAUCACAGUUAUGCGCUGCAUAUCAAAGAUUAUUCAGGAAACGCAGGAGAUUCGAUGGCCGCCCACCACAACAACGCGAAGUUUUCUACUGAAGAUGUCGAUAACGACAACCGUGAAAACGAGAAUUGUGCGUUGAAGUUCAAAGGUGCCUGGUGGUAUAACUCCUGUCACCUUUCAAAUCUGAAUGGCCUUUAUUUGAAGGGACAUCAUGAAAGUUAUGCAGAUGGCGUCAACUGGUACAGCUGGAAGGACCAAAACGAGUCGCUUGAGUUUACUGAAAUGAAGAUACGUCCAAGUAAUUUUAUCAAAAAUGAUAUAACUAUGAAUACGCCUCCAAAUCUCUGACACUUUACUUUUAAAUCUCUUAUUAGCAUGACACUUACUUUUCUAAUUAAACUUGAAAUCAUUACUGUUUUCAUAAUUGAUUACAAGUGAUGUAUUUUACUUAGUUUUUAAUAAAAUUUUCUAAUUAGUG